Molecule: messenger RNA, 2136 nt
Organism: Penicillium maclennaniae
Lineage: Eukaryota; Fungi; Ascomycota; Eurotiomycetes; Eurotiales; Aspergillaceae
Product: trypsin-like serine peptidase
Exons: 2
Coding region: 1-2136 (711 amino acids)
Biological process (GO): proteolysis
Molecular function (GO): serine-type endopeptidase activity
Source: RefSeq, a predicted model, not a curated record
AUGUCUUAUGAAGGAGGGCCGGCCAGUCGUUCCAUGGGAACCGGAUGGCUGAUCACUCCUGACCUUCUGGUAACGGCGGGACACUGUGUCUACGACCACAAAAACCAAGAACGGGAAGGCUAUGGCCGCGUGAAUGUUAUGAAGUGCCACAUUGGCUACAAUGGUCGUGACUCAUUGAAUACUCCUGAUGUACAGACUCGCACCGCAAGAAGAAUCGUCACAACCGGGGAAUGGGUCGAUUCUGGCAACAACCGCCACAAGGAUGUGGCAUUCGUCCAACUUGAUAGGCCUUUCACUGGCAACCUGCGUCUGUUCAACUACAAAGCAACUCCCAUCAAGGGAUAUGAGAUGAUUGGUGUCGUCGGAUACCCUGGGGAUAGGACCCUCUCCGACAAAGAUGGUAUGGACGAGCAGGGCGCCCAAAUGUACGAGCUAUUCGGAGCAAUCAUGUAUAACCGCAAUGAGAACGUCUUACAGAUGCUGCAGUACAAGCUUUCAACCUUUGGUGGCCAGUCUGGAGCUCCCGUCAUUCGCAAGAAGACACCAAACGUGUCCAUUGCUGCUCACUGCUACGGAGGAGAGGAGAAGAACUCUGCCAGUCCCAUUGGAGCUAAUGGCAACGACUACGAUGCCUACCUCAAGGUCUUCUCGUCUUCCUAUCCAACAGUUGUGACCGUACGUGGGAUCGGCUUUGUCCAACUUCCUGUCCCGAUUCAACCUGUUGUUCCAUACCAGCCCUUGGUUCCGACCCAGCCUCUCAUUCCUGUGGAGCCCAUCGCGCAGUCUCAACCUAUGGUCCAGUCACAGCCUGUUACUCAAACUCAAGCUGCCCCAAACCCACCUGUUGUCUCGAUCUACCAGGACAGCAUGGUCGAGGAAAACUUCGUUGAGCUUGUCAAGGCCGUGUCCCGAGUUACAAAGAGAGAAAUGUUGGAUCUCUCUCCCUUCCUCGGCCCACUGGGCGGACCCCUCUCUGCUCUGGCUGGUGCUGCUCUAGAAGCUAUCGCGAAACUCGGAGGCCCCGAAUCGAUGAUGAAUCUGCAGAAGGCGACACAGGGUGCGACAGAGCGGGCUAUUCUAGCUGAAGCAACUCUACAAUCUGUCCUGCAGAUCACCGACCACGAGCUGUCAGAAAAGCUCAUGAGUGACAUGCGAGUCACCUAUUUCCAGCUGGCGCCUCAUGUCACCAACAUGGUACCAAAGUUGUUCCCUGCUCUGAGGGACUGCGCGUUGCGCCUUGCCGUGAACCAGGACUAUUUAAGAAAGAGCGAAAACGUCCGUCUUGGUAACCCCCAGGCCUUGUUUAGUGGUCUGGACUCCUUUGACCCCUCUCGCCCUGCUUUUGUGAACGGCCUCUUUGGUCCAACCCGACCAGUCUUGGCCACAGAAGGUCUCUUCAGCAAAAUAGGAGACGUCCUUGAUCAAGCUGUGAACAAAGUGGCUGAUACCUUCAAUAUUCAGGAGCCGCCUGCUCUGAAGCUGAUCAACGAUGCACUUUCAUCUAUCAGAAUCGAAAGCAUGGAAUCUUCCCAGCCUACCGAGAGAGAAGACCUUGCCGCGACCAAGUUAAUUACACAGCGCGCUAUAAUGGCAGAGGCAGCUCUUCGCGCGGUCAUGAAGCUCGAGCAGCGCGACCUUCCCCAGCCUUCUCGAAUCGAGUCCCAUGAUGCCGAGGGUUUCGGUUUCUUCGACGUGAUCAAGUCUCAAGUACAGGUCAUGAGCAAAGAUGUUCUCAAAUACGCCCCCAGCGUCAUCAAUGCCCUUGCCCCCACUGUGAUGGGUCUUUUGAGCCAGACAAAUUCUGCUUCCGAAUCAGCUCUAGCUGUCCCGAGCCAAGGCCUGAGAAGAAGACGAUCUUUCGCGGAUAUUGCUGACCAGUCCAACGGAUCCUCCACUCCAACGCCGAAUGGCAAUACCGAUAGCACUUCCACGAACGGCUACACAAACGAUACUUCCCUGAACCACUAUUCCAACGGGAUAUCCACGAGCUAUACAAAUGGAACACCCUUACAGGUCAGUGCACUCCAGCGACAGGAUCUUCUUGAACGUCCUUCACCCAUGUACACCCCCGAUCCCUUUGAGUUCCUAGCCCCGAACAAGGAUGGUCUCAUCUUUACGGGUCCGCCCCUACACUAA